AUGCCGCGGUCGAAUUGGACUUCUAAUCCGAUACCAGAGACAAAACUUGUUCACGUCCUGCCGCAAAAUUUGGUCCAGUAUCUCUACGAGGAGCGCCAAAAGGUCGUGGUGGGGUUGGAAGCAUUGCAGACGGAAUGGGCUUACUUGACGAAGCAGGAGAUUUGCUCGGUGGGCAUGGGCGGUGAAGCUCUGCGCGUAAAUCCUGCCGUUUCCGAAAGGCAAGCAUUCGAGGACAAGCAUUGGCCUCUGGAUGACUGUCCGCACGAGGAAUGUCAAGGAACUUGUUAUCUCAGCAGCGUGGCGGAUAGAAUCAAGAAGUGGUGGGUGCAGCAUGGGCCAAGUCUGUGA
Colletotrichum lupini is the source of this 348-nucleotide messenger RNA. RefSeq lists its product as uncharacterized. The transcript has a single exon. The record is from RefSeq and is a predicted model, not a curated record. The coding region runs from base 1 to 348 and encodes 115 amino acids. Lineage: Eukaryota; Fungi; Ascomycota; Sordariomycetes; Glomerellales; Glomerellaceae.